Molecule: messenger RNA, 1193 nt
Organism: Ornithorhynchus anatinus (platypus)
Lineage: Eukaryota; Metazoa; Chordata; Mammalia; Monotremata; Ornithorhynchidae
Gene: PLP2
Product: proteolipid protein 2
Exons: 5
Coding region: 134-595 (153 amino acids)
Cellular component (GO): membrane
Source: RefSeq, a predicted model, not a curated record
UGCCGCCCGGGCUGGGGCUGGGCAGGGCUGGUGUGGCCAGACGGGAGGGUAGCGGCCUGUGUGCGAGCUGCCCGUGCGGACCACCCCCCCGGACCCCGACCCCCAAGGGGCUUUGGAGCCUCCACCCGUCGGGAUGGCCGACAUGGAAAGGGACGCGGCCCCCAACUGCUGGGCAGCCUGCACCGGCUACACGCAGACCCGCAAGGGACUGAUCCUCAUCGCGGAGAUGAUUUUGUGUGUGGUGAUCCUAAUCUGCUACGGUGCCUCAUAUACAGUUGGCUAUUCCACAUUACCCAUAGUCGAACUCGUCAUGGCCGUCGUACUCUUCAUCAUCUUCAUGUGCAAUUUCCACCACCAGCUCAAUUUCAUCAACUGGUUCUGGACCGAUUUCUUUCGCGCUGCCAUCGCUUCCCUGCUGUUCUUCAUCACCUCCCUCAUUGUGUUGAUAAGGAGCAGGGAUGGCGUUGCCAUUGCCGCAGGGGUGUUUGGGUUUCUGGCUGCCGUUCUCUUUGCCUAUGAUGCCUACACUAUCUUCCCCUCUCUACGCAAGAGGCACACGGCUGCUCCCACAGAGUCUCCAGAUGGUGGUGUAUAGCCCGCCCCAAACUGAGGAUGGAACAAUUCAGCCCAAGCGAGACGGCCAAGUCGCCCACCAAAAUCUGAUCAUCCAGAAAUCUGCAUUCACCCAUCCCAGACUGUUCUGGCUCACUCUUCCCCACUCUUGUCUUUCCCCUCUUCCAGCUCAGGACCAUGUGCCUUAAAAAUGGGACAAUGAGUACCCCGGUUUCCCUGCCCUGGACUGUUUAGUUGGGGGCGCUGGGAUGUCCCACCUGGAUCCAAAUCCAAAUGCUUCAGUUUCCCCCUUGAGUCCCAGUCUUGGAGAUAGGUGGUAGGCGACAGAGGCUGGGACGUACAGUGAGCUUAAGGGGGAUGGGGCCCAUCCUCUCCCGCAGCAAACAGGAGGGAGGGGAGGAGGGAUAGCCCCACCAGGGACAGCGGGGAGAGGAAUGGGUCACUCGCAGUCACCUAGUGGGAAUCACUCUUCCUUAACUCACGUCCACCUGGCCGUGGUCGGAGUCGAGUGAGAAAGGCAGCGCCUCUCACCCCCGGUACAGCGGCCGGGUUUUUGCAGCUUGUCUUCCUAUUUCUUAUCGCGGUGAAUAAAUAAAUGGAUCUGGGGGCCGGGCAUCUGA